This is a messenger RNA of Tricharina praecox, 390 nucleotides long. RefSeq lists its product as uncharacterized. The record is from RefSeq and is a predicted model, not a curated record. Bases 1 to 390 code for a protein of 129 amino acids. Lineage: Eukaryota; Fungi; Ascomycota; Pezizomycetes; Pezizales; Pyronemataceae. The transcript has a single exon.
AUGCCUCCGCUAACCUGGAACACAUGUCUACAGAUGCCUCUCUUCCAUAUCGUCUGUGGACCAUUUGCUAUCAUCGUCGCCGCCAUCAUCCUCGGCAUCCGCCUCCGCGUCCGCAGCCGCGCCAAGAGAGCGAAUGCGAAAACCGUCCUCCCCCUCCACGAACAUCAAGCCCCGCCGCCGGCCUGCUGCGAUAUCAAGGAGAAGCAGGAGCUCGCCGUCGUCGUCGCCGAGAUUCCAUGCCGGGUGCAGAAGAUUCGGCCGAGGUUGAACUCGUUCUGCGGUGUUGGAGAUAGGUUCGGUGUUGUUGUUGGUGGUGGUGGUGGUGGUGGAGUGCCGGUGGCAGUGGCGUCUGAGGAAAGGGUUGGCGAUGGAUUCGUCAUGAGGGGAUAA